Cucurbita pepo subsp. pepo (vegetable marrow) is the source of this 3058-nucleotide messenger RNA. RefSeq names its product plasma membrane ATPase 4. Gene Ontology annotation, cellular component: membrane. Gene Ontology annotation, biological process: proton export across plasma membrane. NCBI's taxonomy places the organism in Eukaryota, Viridiplantae, Streptophyta, Magnoliopsida, Cucurbitales, Cucurbitaceae. The record is from RefSeq and is a predicted model, not a curated record. Gene Ontology annotation, molecular function: ATP binding; P-type proton-exporting transporter activity; ATP hydrolysis activity.
GAAGGGGAAAUGGCCGGAAAACUCAGUCUCGAGGAAAUCAAGAACGAAACUGUUGACCUGGAAAAAAUCCCGAUCGAGGAAGUAUUUGAGCUACUGAAAUGUGGCCCCGAAGGUCUGUCAACUCCGGAGGGGGAAAACAGGCUCCAGAUAUUCGGUCCCAACAAAUUAGAAGAGAAAAAGGAAAGCAAAUUUCUGAAGUUCUUGGGGUUCAUGUGGAAUCCCUUGUCUUGGGUUAUGGAAGCCGCAGCUUUGAUGGCUAUUGCUUUGGCUAAUGGUGAUGGACGGCCUCCAGAUUGGGAAGACUUUGUGGGUAUUAUAUGUUUGCUGGUCAUCAACUCCACUAUCAGUUUCAUUGAAGAAAAUAACGCUGGGAAUGCUGCUGCUGCUCUCAUGGCUGGCCUCGCCCCUAAAACUAAGGUGCUGAGAGAUGGGAAAUGGAGCGAGCAGGAUGCUGCAAUUUUGGUUCCAGGAGAUAUCGUUAGUGUAAAGUUGGGGGAUAUCAUCCCAGCUGAUGCUCGUCUUCUGGAGGGCGAUCCUUUGAAAGUUGAUCAAUCUGCAUUGACUGGAGAAUCACUUCCUGUAACCAAGAAUCCAGGGGAUGGAAUCUUCUCUGGUUCAACUUGUAAACAAGGAGAAAUCGAAGCUGUUGUCAUUGCCACUGGUGUUCAUACCUUCUUUGGAAAAGCAGCACAUCUUGUAGACAGCACUCACCAAGUUGGCCAUUUCCAAAAGGUGCUCACAGCAAUUGGGAAUUUCUGUAUUUGUUCCAUUGCUUUAGGAAUGCUGGUUGAGAUCAUUGUCAUGUACCCAAUUCAACACCGGAGUUACCGCGACGGUAUCGACAAUCUGCUCGUUCUCUUGAUCGGAGGAAUACCGAUUGCCAUGCCAACAGUGUUGUCAGUGACAAUGGCUAUUGGAUCUCAUAAGCUGUCCCAACAAGGCGCUAUCACUAAGCGUAUGACUGCUAUUGAAGAGAUGGCUGGUAUGGAUGUCCUGUGCAGUGAUAAAACAGGAACAUUGACUCUAAACAAGCUUAGUGUUGAUGUCAACUUGGUUGAGGUUUUUGCUAAUGGUGUGGAUAAACAGCAUGUGAUAUUGCUUGCUGCUAGAGCUUCUCGAACUGAAAAUCAAGAUGCUAUUGAUGCUGCUAUUGUGGGAAUGCUAGCUGAUCCUAAGGAGGCACGAGCAGGCAUAAAAGAAGUGCAUUUCUUCCCUUUCAAUCCUGUGGAUAAGAGAACUGCAUUAACUUACAUUGAUUCCAAUGAUACUUGGCAUCGAGCAAGCAAAGGUGCUCCAGAACAGAUCUUGACGCUUUGCAACUGCAAGGCCGAUGUUAAGAAGAAGGCUCAUGCUGUUAUCGACAAAUUUGCCGAACGUGGUCUUCGCUCGUUGGCUGUUGCGAGACAGGAAGUACCUGAGAAAAGAAAAGAAAGUCCUGGAAGUCCAUGGCAGUUCGUUGGUUUAUUGCCUCUAUUUGAUCCUCCAAGGCAUGACAGUGGAGAAACCAUCAAAAGAGCUCUCCAUUUAGGUGUGAAUGUCAAGAUGAUUACUGGUGAUCAGCUCGCCAUCGCCAAAGAGACGGGUCGACGACUCGGAAUGGGGACGAACAUGUACCCAUCUGCAUCAUUACUUGGUCAACACAAGGAUGAAAGCAUUGCAGGUCUUCCUAUAGAAGAGUUAAUUGAAAAGGCAGAUGGAUUUGCUGGAGUUUUUCCCGAGCACAAGUACGAGAUCGUGAGGAAGUUGCAAGAGAGGAAACAUAUUUGUGGAAUGACCGGAGACGGCGUAAACGACGCUCCGGCACUGAAGAAGGCUGACAUUGGAAUAGCAGUUGCUGAUGCUACUGAUGCUGCUAGAGGUGCUUCUGAUAUUGUCCUUACAGAGCCUGGCUUGAGUGUUAUCAUCAGUGCUGUUCUUACAAGUAGAGCUAUCUUCCAAAGAAUGAAGAAUUACACAAUUUAUGCAGUUUCGAUCACUAUACGUAUCGUGUUUGGUUUCAUGCUUAUUGCUCUCAUAUGGAAGUUCGACUUCUCUCCUUUCAUGGUUUUGAUCAUUGCCAUUCUAAAUGAUGGCACAAUCAUGACCAUCUCAAAGGAUAGAGUGAAGCCAUCUCCAUUACCUGAUAGCUGGAAAUUGAGAGAGAUAUUUGCUACUGGCGUUAUGCUUGGAGGUUACUUGGCUUUGAUGACUGUCAUAUUCUUCUGGAUAAUGAGAGAAACAGACUACUUCCCAGAGAAAUUUGGUGUAAGAUCUAUAAAGGACAGUCCUAAAGAAAUGAUGGCUGCUCUAUACCUACAAGUGAGCAUUGUCAGCCAGGCUUUGAUCUUUGUGACUCGAUCGCGAAGCUGGUCAUACUCCGAACGCCCUGGCUUGCUACUCAUGGCUGCUUUCAUGGUUGCACAACUGGUUGCAACGCUUAUAGCAGUAUAUGCAAAUUGGGGAUUUGCAAAGAUCAAGGGAGUUGGAUGGGGAUGGGCUGGUGUAGUCUGGCUUUACAGUAUUAUUUUCUACAUUCCAUUAGACUUCAUCAAGUUUGCUAUUCGAUAUGCCUUAAGCGGCAAGGCUUGGCUUAACAUGCUAGAUAACAAGACCGCCUUUACGACGAAGAAAAACUAUGGAAUGGCCGAAAGAGAAGCUCAAUGGGCUGCCACUCAAAGGACCUUACAUGGCCUCCAACCAGCCCCAGAAAGAACCAGCCUGUUCAUUGAAAAGAAUAGCUACAGAGAGCUGUCUGAGAUCGCCGAGCAGGCCAAGCGACGAGCCGAGAUUGCUAGGCUUAGGGAGCUCAACACUCUGAAGGGUCAUGUUGAAUCUGUGGUGAAACUGAAAGGGCUGGAUAUUGAUACAAUCCAACAGCAUUAUACUGUGUAGAAUCUGCCAUAAAAGUUGCUGCAAGAACAAAGAAGAUAAAGGCCGAGGGGAACAAUGUGAUUCCCACUAAUAUAUUUUGUUGUCGUCGUAAGAAUGAGUUCAUGUUUUAGUGGUUCGUUAAUGGAAUAAAAAACUAAGCAUAUCGAAAUGUUAGAAGUUUGAAUAUACUAUCUGAUAGCAGUUUAAA